Molecule: messenger RNA, 3543 nt
Organism: Diprion similis
Lineage: Eukaryota; Metazoa; Arthropoda; Insecta; Hymenoptera; Diprionidae
Gene: Lrt
Product: slit homolog 3 protein
Exons: 6
Coding region: 820-3042 (740 amino acids)
Molecular function (GO): protein binding
Source: RefSeq, a predicted model, not a curated record
CCCUCCCUCCUCAUACCAAGUCCCACGUUUCUUCCGCGAGUUCGACUUUACUGCCCCGCGCUGUUGAUACUCCGACGAGCGCUCCGGGCUCGCAGUUUUUCUCAGUUAAUACCCGCGAGCUGCUGCAGGUUUGCGCGGCGUUUUGUCCAGCGCGCUACUGCUGAUCGACGUUACAGGCGUUUCUUAAUCUCGACGUGGUGUGUGCGGGUGGCGCGAAAAGUUCAAUAUAGAGCCCGUUCGAAUAAUCCCGGGCGGCCGGCUCCAUUUAAAGGGAAAGGAACGAACCAAGAAAAAAAGAGAACUGACAAAAAUCAAAAUACUACAUAUAUAAUCGCUAUUCGCUAUUAGAAUUGUCGAAACAGUUGUAUAAUGAUCGUUAUACAGUUAAGCUAAGCAUUACUACAGUCCACCUACGGUCCUCGUCUCGUACGGUAUUCGUUACACUAACUGCGGGGAUGAAAGGAGAUCCCUGAUGUCCGGAGUGCCGAGUUAGCGCAAAUACACACUUUGCGACCGGGGAUCAACUGCUCCAGAAACCGCGAAGACGGACUUGAUCAUCAUCAUCGUCGUCGUCGACCUUAGCUCGACAGCAGCAAAGUUCUAGAGUUCAAAGAUGCGUCCGUGGUUGAGAGAAGACGGAUGCGUUAAGAAGACGAUUGAGAAGGGCUCCCUCGAAGGGAUCCCUCAAGAGUGCAUCAGCCUCCCUGGACCCCGUUACCAGAGUAAAUACAAUUAAAAUCUAGGACGCAAGUGAAGAGGAGAGACAUUGACAAACACCCGAAAGCAGAGGCCUAAAUAAUACAAAAUUAUUCCAGCACGAUGCCUGCCUUGAUACCCGGAAACCGAGUGCUCGUCCAGGUGCUGAUCUGCGUUCUAUUGACGGUCUCGAGAAUCGCUUCGGAGGACUCGCGCUCCUCGGGAGUGAUAAUAGAAAACGAAUGGAAGUGCCCCAACAUAACUAAGCACCCGUCUGUAGAGUGUUCCUGUGAUUUUCCUCACACCCUGAGAUGCACCGGCGACAAAAAUGCUCUGCAGGUGAUCGGCAGACGACUGCGCCUUUUCCCAGCCGGGACGAUUUCUCUUCUGGACAUAACGGUGUCAGAGAUUUCGGUACUUCCGGCCCGAUUCCUCGAUGGCGUACCUCUCCACGGUCUCGUUGUAUCCACCGGCGAACUUCGCCGUGUCAAUGACAACGCGUUCGUCGCCCUGGCACGGUCCAUUCAAGCUCUGGGCCUUCCCAACAACCUCUUCGAGGCCGUGCCGAGCCUCGCUCUGAGGCCCUUGAUCGGCCUUGAGAGGCUCGACCUCUCUCACAACAAACUGACCACUCUCGAGGCGGACUCUUUCGCGGGUUUGACGAAUCUGACCUAUCUCGACCUGAACGACAACCUACUGUCGCAAUUGUCACCCCAAGCAUUUCCCAGCUUUGGAUCUCUGCGAUCCCUCCGGAUGCGCGGCAAUCAACUGAGCGUCUCUGCACUCUCAGCCCUCAGGGGACUUCAAAACCUCGAGGAACUCGAUCUCUCCGGUAACCGACUAAUCGGCCCUGCCACGCCCAACCUGCUACCGCGGAUGCCCACGCUUCGAUUCCUCACUUUAUCAGGAAACGAACUCGUCAAGGUGCAACGCGGCGCGCUUCAAGGUUUACCAAAUCUCACCUGCCUCAGCCUUUCCAAUAAUCACAUCGACGUACUGGAGGACCACGCGUUCAGGAACUUGUCGACCUUGACAAAGCUGGAACUGGCUAACAACCGGAUAGUAGCAGUGUCAAGCGCGUCACUCGCGCAUUUGGAGAAGCUUACGAGCCUUGACCUGACCCACAACUUCCUCCGUUCCCUAACGGCGGACCUGAUCCUACCGCUGAAAAACCUGCAAGAGCUGCAUCUCGACGACAACGACAUCAGCAUGGUGGCUAGCGACGUAUUGACGCCUAAUCUAAGACUGAAGAGACUAUCGCUGGCCGAUAAUCCCCUGAACUGCGACUGCACUCUCCUUGACUUUGCGAGCUGGCUGACGAACUCGACGAGCUUAAGCGACGAGGACAGAGCCUCGGCUGUCUGCGCGACUCCCCCGGCCCUGGAGAACGGGAUCCUGGCCCAAGUAUCCCCGGGGAGUUUGCUAUGCGGGGAGCCGAUCCCCCCCUUCGCGACCCUGGCGCCAUCGAUCCCCCUGAUUCCCGAUACCCAGAUCACACUGGAGAACGUCUACUACCAGGAGUCGCGGACGAUAAACUUGGUCUGGAAGGUCGAGCCCUGUUCGAAACCGUACACCUGCGACAGGGUGAUCGUGAACGAGUGGACCGGCGACAGCGAGGUCCACCUCGCGACGCGGCCGCUUCGUUGCGAGUCCGCGGACAUGCUGGACCCCUGCACUCUGCCCGUCACGAUCCCGGCUAGUCUGAGCCUCGAGUUGGGUCACAGGUACCGCUACUGCGUCGCGGUGAUCCAAUCAGGGGACCGUGUCAUGCCUGUGCCAGGGUGCAGCGAUAUCCUCACCCUGGAGCGGAGCACUGCCUUGAAGUCACCGGCCCCCGGGGGGGCCAGGAUCGCCGGGAUGAAAACGAACGCCUCCGAUGACGGGUUCCUCUACGUCGACGUGAAUCUUGUCGGCGGAGGGCCGCGGGACUCGGCCGAUUGCGAUCUCAGUCUCGUCGUAUUUUCGGACGAGUCGGUCGUUCGUCAGCGGAAGCUAAACUGCACCAGGGGAUAUGCGACCAUCGCCGACCUUGCACAGGGUCCCUACAGAGUCUGUGCUACGUUAGCACAGGGUACGGAUCACACCGAGAUGCAGCUUGCCCCACGGACCCGGUGCGUCGACGUCACGGUUCGCGGCGUGCGGGAGUCAGCGCGCCUCGAAAUCGUCCUCUUCGCUGUAAUCGUCGUCGCCUGCGCUCUCCUCGUCGCCGCUCUCUGGGCCGGAAGGAGUCUUCUACACCGUACCAGGCCCACGCGGAUUCAGGGCCAGUGCUUCCUGCCUGCUGAGGAAUUCGAAAUUACGCACAGGGCCCGGUACGUUAAACUCCUCACCACCACCAAGGUCUGAACUCUGACUCCCGGGUGAUCGGUCGCAUCGACUCCGGCGCACUGGAAGAAUGCCCGAUGGAGGGCACUCAUUGUCAGGCUCUUGUUUAGGUAGUCGUAAUUCGAGAACUGCUGAUCGAAUGGUGUCUCGCUGGAGGUGAUCGCCUUUCAUUAUCAGAGUCAAGGAUUUCUUGGGCGGACCUUCGAUGGUACAGUCGGAAAAAAGUUUAAGCAAUAGAAAAAUUGCGAUAUGUGUGAAUUGCAAUCGGAAUUAAUCGAGAUGAAUUUGUUAAAAUAUGCGAUGGACCAUUUUAGUAGGAUUAAUCCAGUGGAAGUCUGUUUAGAGCACAUCGGCUAGCUAAACAUUUUUUAUAAUGUUGGAAAUACUAAAGCUGCGUUUUUUCGCAAAUCAAUUCUCCAAAAAACACUCGAACGCAUUUUUGGAUUUAUCUCCUUGCAAUGAAUACAAUAAUAUUGUAAAUAAAACCGUUGUAGGUUAUUCGUAAUAAAUUUAAAAAAAUAA